This is a messenger RNA of Brassica rapa (field mustard), 880 nucleotides long. Its product is annotated as 30S ribosomal protein S10, chloroplastic. Lineage: Eukaryota; Viridiplantae; Streptophyta; Magnoliopsida; Brassicales; Brassicaceae. Gene Ontology annotation, cellular component: ribosome. Gene Ontology annotation, biological process: translation. Gene Ontology annotation, molecular function: structural constituent of ribosome. The record is from RefSeq and is a predicted model, not a curated record.
CUGCUAUCUCCAACACCACCUCUGCCGCAUUGGUUGAGAGGAGGAAGAAGAAGAAGAAGAAAGAUCGGUUCUUGGUUUGAGAAUUCAAUAGCGGUUUCUUCUGUAACUUCAUUCAUAUUUCCCAAAUCAACCUCUUCGUCUUCUCCUACCAGACAGAAACUCUCUCUGCUUUCAUUGUACACACUCCUUCUUCCUUUCUGUGUCUCCCUCUCGGAUUCGUCGAUUUGUUUGCAUAAGACAAUGCUCGGAACACAUGUGUUGCAGAAUCAUUACCAUGUUCCGAGCUCUUCCUCCAUCAAUGUAGACGCAGAUAAGAUGGCGCCGAAGCAGAAGAUUAGGAUCAAGCUUAGAUCAUACUGGGUGCCUCUCAUUGAGGACUCAUGCAAGCAGAUACUUGACGCUGCGAGGAACACCAAUGCCAAGACUAUGAGUCCUUCUCCAUUGCCGACCAAGAAGCGUAUCUACUGUGUUCUCAAGUCUCCCCACGUUCACAAGGAUGCAAGGUUUCACUUUGAGAUCCGGACUCACCAGCGGAUGAUUGAUAUUCUCUACCCUACUGCUCAAACCAUCGACUCCUUGAUGCAGCUGGAUCUUCCUGCUGGUGUUGAUGUGGAGGUGAAUCUCUGAAGAUCAACCGUAACUUUCUUUACAGUGGUGAUGGGCACUUGCAUUUCAUGAACAGACUGUUUCAGAUCAACCACACUGCUUAGAACUUGUAAGCCUUGUAUUUUGAGAUCCCCUGUAAUGAAUAUUCUAUGGUUCUUGUUCUUAAAUGAUGAACAAAUCAGCAAGUAAGCAAGUUCAAAGGAAUCCUUUUUUUGUAUGUGUGUUUACUAAUUGUUUUGCUGUCAACUGUUAUAAAUAAGUUCAAUGUAUUUUA